Cyclospora cayetanensis is the source of this 4764-nucleotide messenger RNA. RefSeq lists its product as uncharacterized. Bases 1 to 4764 code for a protein of 1587 amino acids. NCBI's taxonomy places the organism in Eukaryota, Apicomplexa, Conoidasida, Eucoccidiorida, Eimeriidae. The record is from RefSeq and is a predicted model, not a curated record. The transcript has 18 exons.
AUGGCUAUGGCAGAUCAACAGGGUGAGUGUGCAUCUGAUGAGUCAGCACCGAGGCAGCAGCAGGAGCAGCGAGCAGGUGGAAGUCCUCUUGCCGCUUCGUGGCAGUAUGAGUUGUACCAUUUGUUGGAAUCUAUUGAAGUGUGUCAUCGGUAUCUGGCAAACCUGCCUGCUGCAUCUACAGCAGCAGACUCUGGCCAUUCCUCGUUACGAGAUUCUACAACGCAGGAAUAUGCAUUCAGCUGCAUUGUGCUGCUCGCGACAGACACCGCAACGUUGGCGCAACGCCAGCAGGCGGAGGCCUCCUUGAUGGCUCUGCAAAGCAGGCCUGGCUACCUGGUGAUGCUGCUGCAGUGUUACUUGCGCUGUACGGCAAUGGGAGUGGGGGCAGCAGCAGUUUCAAGAGAGGGUUCAGCGGCAGCAACCCAUCAGCUAGUCCAGCUCGCUCAAAAGCUUGCCCACCCGGGAGCAGAUGACGCAGAAGCGGCGUUCGCUGCGCUGCUGCUGCUCAAGGGGGCCUUGCAGAGUGGACAGCAAGUAAGAUCAGACAGAAGCUGCUCUGCUGCUAACAAUGCUGGUCGUGCAGAGAUUUUAUUUGUCCAGGCAUUGCUGGUCGUUCUCUGUAAGGCGCAGGGGCCUCCAGCUUCACCUCGGAGUUUCAAAGUGUAUCUGGCACUGAUGCGGCGGCUUGCCCGCAUGACGGUGGCAGCGUCCCCUGGUGCGACAGCAGAUCGGCUGUCUCAGGCGCUGUCUCAAGAGGCACUGCGGAAAGCCUCCAGCGAGUUCAGCCUGUGCAAGAGCGUCCAGGGCAUGUGCACCUGUUGCGUCGCCCCCUCAAUGGUCCAGCGCGAAGUCGAAGAGCUGGUAGCAGCUGAAGGCAUCCUGCCGUCUGUUCUCAUGCAGACAGUUCUCACAAAGCUGCUGAUUGCAGUUGCUGGGAACGCCGCAGAUGCUCUGGCGUAUGCACAGCUCCUCAAACAGCUACUUAAGGAAUUAAUGACUGUGAGGAUCGGGGCCCAACAGAUGUUUCGUGGACUGUGCAAGGCUCUACUGCCUUGGCUGCAGCACCCGAUCGCGUCGAUUGCAGCGCAGUUGGUGCCGUUGCUGACGCAGUACAUGGAGCUUGAGGCGAACCUGCAGGAGCUUUGCUGGCAGCAGCAACAACAGCAACAGCAGCAGCAGCAACAACAGCAACAGCAGCAGCAGCAGCAAGGGGGUUCUGAGGUAGCGGAACGCAUGCAGCAUCAGAUUGCGCUCCAGACACAAACGUGGAGCGAGCUAGCGACGGUAAAGACAUCCUCUGUUGGCACAGGCCGUGAUGACAAGCCGAUAGAUACGUCUUCUGUUGCUUUGCUGGUGGCGCACUUGUGUGGCGUGCUGCUAAUUUGCGAGGCUCGGGCAGAUCGCAAGCUGCAAGGCGUCGGAGAUCCCGCAGCGCUGCAGCAGCUGCUCGCAGUGCAGCUGCUGCUGUUGCAGCUCCAGCUCUCCGGCGGUGUUUCCCCCGAUAAACGAACCAUCUGUGCUGUUUGUCUCGCGUAUUGUGAGGCUCGUUCUAUGGGCUUUACGGGGGUUGCGGACCAUCACUUCGCUCUCUUGCUCAAGCUGGGUGAAGGCUCGCUGCAGAAACUCUUGCUUGCCUCCGUUAAGCAUUAUGAGAGCAUGAGCAGCAGUAAUAGCGGUGAUGCUGAGCACGACGCGCUCGUGCAGGCCCUUCCCUUGCAGCUGCUUGCUGCUGCCUUGCGGGGAGGCAUUGCGCUGCUCUCAGAGAACGGCUGCGCGCAUGCGGACCAGCCACAGGGGCAGAGGACGGAGUCAGCAGGGGUAUCUCUCAAAGGCGAAACAGAGCUUUUAAGGAGGGCAGCAGCCAGCGAGCUAAAAGCCACCUUCUCUGCUCUCGGAGGGAUUCCAAACCUCAUACAAGCCAUUGCUCUUUCCCGAUUGGGGGCCACUGAGUCGGAGGCCCUCGAAUUUCUCUCUCGCCCAGAGGAGCUCUAUGGGGGCCUUGUCUGCUUCGAAGAGGGAGGCUGCCUCGUGCGAGACGCACUAAUAGCCCUUUUGCAGGAAUGCAUGCGCAACGGGCUAUUGGGGUCAGGCUUCAUACUGCGCCUCUGCAACGCAGUGGACUGUCGUCUCGAGAGCGUGGCAGGCCCUCCCCCGACAGCCUUGGCAGCAGCCUUAGCGGCAGCUGCUGCUCCUGUGAACACUCCCAGCUUUUUGAAUGGCGUCCAGCAGAUCGACGGACUGCUAGCCCUCCUGGCUGUCUCGCUGCAGGCAGCAAUGCACUCGGGUGUCUUUACUUUGGAAUAUCACGAAGGACACCCUCGGCGGCUUGCGUCGCAGCAGCACGCGGCAGUGGCGCAGCUGUUAGGCUGCGAAGAAGACCCUGCUGCCGACAACUGCCUCUAUACGGAGCAGCAAAUGAGGCAGAUGCUGCAGCAGUUUGGAAUCCUCUUGCGUCUGCUGAGUCGCUUUCUGACGGCUGGCCCCUUCGCUGGCGCUGUAGCCGUAGCGGCACUCAACAAGGCGGAGGGAAGGGCAGCGAUCCUCGCUGUUGCUGCUGCGAGGUGCUGUGCCGUCCUGAAGCUCCUGUUGCAAAUAAACCCCGUGAUGCCCGUAGAGGAUUUCAGAGAGGCCGCUCGAGGUGCCCCCCUGUUUCUGGCUGUCUCCUUAUGCGUGCAAGUAGGCGCUCUAAGCGUGGGCAAGGCGGUGGUCAAGAGCUGCGCUGAACAGCAGGAGAUCAAGCUGCCUGUCGAGCAGCUGCUACUGCAGCACCAGAAAACUCCCCAGAAAUUGCCGUACAAGGAGCUACAGAGGACGCUUCUGCUGCUCUUGGCGCAAAGCGAUCGCAGCCUAUGGAGCAGCAAGCUGCUGCAACUGCUGCUGCUGUUACAGUCUGACAGCCGCGAGGAGCAGGAGCGACAGCCCUUGACAGACGAUUUUUUCGACUUUUCAGAGCUUCCCAACUACAGCGACGUUGAGUACCUCCGCUGUGUCCUCAUGGGUAGCACCAGAAACGGCAGCAGCUGCAGCGGCAGCGGGAAGCUUGGGGGUUCUGAGGUGUACAGCCAGCUGUUACACCAGUUCAAGGCUUAUCAUAACAAUGAAGGCCUUCAAUUGCAGCUUCUCGCCUUUCUGCACGGGGCAGUGUUGCUGGGACGUUCUGAGGUGCCUCUGCACUUCUCAACAGGGAUGCCUCGCUACGAGGCUAUGCCCACUGGACUGCUUACCGCCGCUCUGCAGGCUGCUGGAUGGGCAUUAGGCUUGGGAUUCAACGACAAAAUGCUGGACGAGCCGUCUGGUGCUUUGCAGCGCAGUGGCCUUCGCUUGAUGAUCGGCACCCUUAGGGCAGCCGAUCCACUCUCUUCGCCACAUAAUCAGUCCGUACUGUUGGUGCAGCUGGCCCUUGCUGCAGCCGACUCGCAUCUCGCCUUAUCCGACCCGCAGCUGCCGCUGCUGUUGCUCUUUCUUCUGGAGGCAGGAGCCUUCUGCAUUGCCAUAAGGGCCUCCUCAGAGAGUGCCCCCGAAUUGCAGCAUAUGGUGCAGCCGUUGCUGCCGUUGCUGUACACCUGCGCGACUACCAGACUUGUCCAGACGUCGACGUUGAGACGAGUAGUGCAUCAGCAAAGUCGGGCAUGUAGCAUGCUGCUGAUGUUAUUGUUGCUGCUUGAACGGGGAGACUGGCCGCUGCUGCAGGAGCUGUUGCAGCAGGCAUUGGCAGUGGCAGCUGGCUCCUCGAUGAUGCAGCUAGAGCGAGAGGAUGAACAAGCAGUUUGUGGUUGCUUGCCAGUCCUUUGCUGCUGGGGACUGCGCUAUCCAUCGCAGUUCCUCGCAGCUGCUUCGGCUGCCCUUGUGGCUACUGCAUCAGACGUAAGGGAGCAGCUGCUGGAUGUGUGUUCGUAUGCAACACCUGAUGUACAACUCAACGAGCUCCUCCUAAGGCUUGCAUCGUCCAUGUUGUCUACCAAGCGAGCUGCAUACUUUUCCAUCGUCUCCGUUGCAUUUGCUGCCCUCGCUCUGAGCAUCGUCUCCCGCGCACUUUCCACUGUUCCUUGUACCGCCACGGCUGCUGUUCACAGCAGUAGCACCCCUAGACCCCCACAGGAUGUGCUGCCUCGGCUAGCAAGGCUCCAUAUUGAGCGCUGUGCUGCUGUCUUAGAGUCUGCUGUACACUUCAUCAGUGCCGCUGCAGCUACCCCAAGCAGUAGCAGCAGCAGCGGACAGAAACACGGCAGCUCCUCCGAAGUCACACCCCAUAUUCCAGACACGGCUGGCGAGGGACGAGGAGACGGAUGCCCUAAGAGGAACCCCGACUCUCUAGUGUCUGUAUUCUUGGAGAAGCAACUGCUGUCUCUCAGCGGAGAAACUGCAGCGGGUGCUGCAGGCGCUGCCGCUGCUCUGCAGCAGCCCCCAUGCGCUUCCCCGGAGCAGCGACGGUGUCUGACACUCCUACACAUCAGCCUCAGCGGGCUGCCUGUGGAUCAGGAAGAUUGGAAGCAGGGCCUUAAUGGGCUGCUGGAGAGAACCGUGUACCUGGCGAAAAACUGCAUCUACGUCUUGCGCUGCAUUGCAUUCGGAACGGCGUUGAUGUACCCGGUGGGGCCCCCUGUCGCGGAUUGGAUCUUGGGGGGCCCCCCGGCUGAGACCCUUAUGGGGUUCCCCUCUCCCGAGGCUGUGCAGGCUUGGAGCACCCUACUCAGCGCCGAAGGCCAUGAAGCGCUUCAGAAGCAGCUGGCUGCAUUGUCGUUGGCAUCUGACGCGCACCAUUAG